CUUAUCUGCUCCUAUAAAUGGACCAAUGUAACUAAUAUCCUUGUGCAGGCUGUUGUGAAGUAAUCUACAGGUGGCGCCACUCGCAUCCAUUUAUUGAAACAAUUAAGAUGUUAAAUAUAUCGGAGCCACAUGACCAGCUCCUAUGCUUGACCUUUCUAUUCAGGAUGCUUUCAAGUCGUCACAUGGAUCUGACAACUAUUCUUUUCGCCUGACAGCAUGUAAUUAUAAUCGGGUUCAUUUCUUCCCCAGCUAUGUCUUUACAAUACUUAACAAGUGGAACCGGUUUUGAUCAGUUUACAGGUUGCGAGGGGGGGGUUAAGGGGUUGGUUAAUACCCCGUCCUAGAAUUAGCAGCACUUUGAGCCUUAACGUCUCAUGUUGCGAUCAGAUUUUCAGCUCUGGUGUCCCAGCUGGUGUGUUUGCUUAUUACAGUGGUGAUGAAACCAUCUAAUGUCCCAGCCGAAGUCAUAAUCUGUCCUGCCACAAAGUGUUUGUGGAGCCGGCAGCGCGGACAACAAUAAAGCUGCAAAAGUGCAGCUGUGUAUGCAUCUUUUGAGCUAAGCUUCAGGUAUUCAAAGUAAUCUUGCAGGAGUCUGAUUGCAUCCUGAUGCUUCCCAAAGCGCUGUAAUCGUGUAUAUCCUCAGUCCGGUGUCAGGCCCUUAUCCAGCUCCUGCCCGUGGCAUAACUCUUUAAAUUGGUUGAUCUGCGUGGCGUCUCUUGCCCUGGGGUGAGUGGAUUAGAGAGGCCACUCAGUAGCCGCUGCUGUGUGGAUUUAUAUAGAAGCGAGCCUUCUGAAAUGAUCCAAUUCCAAAAAGCCACAAAGCCUGUCCUGGCCCCCCCAUGCAACAAACCCUCAAAGCAAAUCAUCUACAGUAACUGAUAAUGGCUUCUCUAACUCAACAAUAAAUGUACUUAAUAUUCAAGAAAUAAACAAAACGUGUCCAGCAGGCAGGGCUCAGUUUUGGGCUGUCAACAGCAAGACGGGCGCUGCUGCAGGUCCGUGAACACACCACACGAUCCGGGAUAGCGGUUCGCUCCCACGAAUAUAACUGUAACUACACAUAGAAAUCUAAACAAUUCCCGAUUGUUCUUGUUUUAACUUUAUAACGCAAAUAAAUGCGUUCCUAAUUUAGUUUACAAUCGAAAUUCUAACUUUUCCACACAAAAAAAUGUUUAGAAUGUAAAAAAAUGUCUAAAAGUGUUAUAAAAUACUACAAUAUCAACAAAAUAAGCUGAAUAUUUAAAGAAAAGCAUUGGAGGGGGAAAAGGAGUCUAUUUAUGUGCGUUUUUUCCCUCCAAUGUGUUUUGUUUUUAUUUUUUAUUAAGCUUGUUUUGUCCAUAUUUUAGUAUGGAUACUAUUGUUCCCCACUAUUGAUUUGCCAAACAUUUUUUUAAUCAAGAUAAAAGUUUGUUUUUUAUAUUUUAGGUUUCAGAUUUUAUGGCGGAAUAAACAGUUUGAUCGGACCCGAGCGCGCGCGCGCGGCUGUUGAUUGAUAAUUAGGGACACCUGCGGCGGCGGCUCACAACAAAGCCCCACUAAUCAUACACUUUUUUUUUUAUUAAGAACAAAAACUUUUUUAUAAGAAUUAUCACUAAUAAAUUGUAUUGUUUCCACGCGAGUUAAAUAAAGUUGCAAACGUCUAAAAAGUUUGGAAAAAUAAAAUCCGUUAAGCUUCAAUCUGUUUUAGAUAGAAAGUCAGUAAAUCGAACACAUGAUUAAAUUUUAACUGUGGACUCACGUAAAAAGUAAAUUAUUGGAGUUAUAAAAUAAAAGUUGUGAUUUUACAUCGAAAGAAAAAAAUUUUAAGGAAAAAAAACUAAAGCGCACAUCCUCCUUCUUCCAGAUGAGAUUAACCCUUGAUGUGUCGGAAAAGUGGAGACGGUGUGGUGCGCGCGUGGUGGGUAGAGGAGUGUUCGUGGCCUUGGGUGAGGAAGAGAGAGAGCGCGCGCGCGUGGAGAUGAGUAAAGGGAGGUUUAUAUAGCGCGGGGUGUGAGCGCACAGCUCAGUGCCACUGACGCGCUCAGCGCAGCUCAAGUUGAAGAUCAGGGAAAAGCAAACCCCCCAAAACUGCAUUUCGACAUCCUAGGAUGAUCUGUUCAAACGCAUGAGCUCCAGUCCUCGCCCUCACAGACCCUCUUUCCUAAAAACUACACACUUUUCUUUGUUUUUUUAAUUUUUUGGUGCGCAGCGCGCGCGCACACACCAUGCACUGCCAAGCCGAGCUGAGGCUCUCCUCUCCCGGGCAGCUGAAGGCUGUCAGGCGACGCUACAAGACGUUCAUGAUCGACGAGAUUCUGUCCAGGGAGACGUGUGAUUAUUUCGAGAAACUGUCGCUCUACUCCGUGUGUCCUUCUCUGGUGGUUCGACCGAAGCCUCUGCACUCCUGUCCGGGCUCUUCAUCACUGCGUGCCUACCCACUCAUCUCAGUCAUCACACGGCAGCCUCCCAACAUGCCCCCCCACCUGCCACAGCCGACUUCUCCAGGCGCAGUCCACUCGCACCUGCCUUUGAUUUCCCCCCAGCUUCCGCGGGGCUCCGAACCCUCCCCCAGCCAGACGCCCCUCAGCAUCAGCAGCGAGUCGGAGACGGAGCGCAGCACGCCGCGACUGAAAAAGCCCCGACGCAGCCGUACUAUUUUCACCGAGGUGCAGCUGAUGGGCCUGGAGAAGAAGUUCCAGAAGCAGAAGUACUUGUCCACACCUGACAGGUUAGACCUGGCCCAGUCCCUGGGGCUCACACAGCUUCAGGUGAAGACUUGGUACCAGAACCGGCGGAUGAAGUGGAAGAAAAUGGUGCUCAAAGGAGGUCACGAGGCCCCAACCAAGCCCAAGGGAAGACCCAAGAAGAACUCCAUUCCGACCACAGAGGAAAUUGAGGCUGAGGAGCGAAGAAUGAAAAUGGAGGAGGAGGAGAGAAUGAGAAGGGGAAGCGAGGAGGCAGUUGGGAGCAAAGGAGGGGAACAAUCCCUGCUGGAACCCCAAGACCUCAUUGCAGAGACUCACAGCCCGUUCAGAGUGAUGGACCCAACCCCGGAGCAGGAGCCACUCCUAAUGACAGACAGCCAUGCAGCAACAAACUAACCAAAGACUACAGCUAACCUGAUAACUAAUAGUGCCUCAGGAUCAAUGUAAGAAGAGCCAGUGUGGCUUUUUUUCAGCCAUUUACUCUAAGAGCUGAUUAGCUUCAGACUUUACCAACAGUAGCCUUGAAUUCUUUCAUAAACUGGGAGAAAGUAUCACUUCCCACAUGCCGAUUGCACUGCUAAACAAGACCUUUUUCCAAGGGUGUCGAAUCGAGUUAAAUCUCAAUCCCAGCCAGCAAAGCCAAAUGGGCCCCUCAGGGUUUAAAGUGGGCAGAAAAUGUGGGUUUGUCCGCAGUCUCCGUGGUGGCCCUCCUGUGUUUCCCCACAUUGGCUUAAAAGGACUCUCAGUGGUAGGCUAGCUAUGCUACCCAGCUUCCUGGUGGACAGUGGAACUCACUAGCUCCAUACAGAAGAGCUCGCUAGCUCAAUACAGAGGAGCUCGCUAGCUCCAUAGAGAGGAGCUCGCUAGCUCAAUACAGAG
This is a messenger RNA of Oryzias melastigma (Indian medaka), 3563 nucleotides long. It is a transcript of the gene barx2, whose product is annotated as BARX homeobox 2. Gene Ontology annotation, molecular function: DNA binding; DNA-binding transcription factor activity, RNA polymerase II-specific. The coding region runs from base 2205 to 3080 and encodes 291 amino acids. The transcript is spliced from 4 exons. The record is from RefSeq and is a predicted model, not a curated record. Gene Ontology annotation, biological process: regulation of DNA-templated transcription. NCBI's taxonomy places the organism in Eukaryota, Metazoa, Chordata, Actinopteri, Beloniformes, Adrianichthyidae.